AUGGCCGUCUCCAUCUCCAGACCACGACCUUGCCUCCCAGUUCUUUGGGGGGCACUGAGGUCUUUUGGAGCAUUCUGGAGCAUAUGGGACAUGAGGAGCAUGGAGGGACUUGGCACAUGGACGCAGCUCAACUGGAUACGCAAAGGAAGAAGGAGAAGCCAUCUUGAAGACCAGCUCGACCACCUACUCGACCAACCGGUCGAGUUCCUCAACUCGACCGGCCAAGCUUCAACUCGAUCGAGCUGA
Molecule: messenger RNA, 246 nt
Organism: Microthlaspi erraticum
Lineage: Eukaryota; Viridiplantae; Streptophyta; Magnoliopsida; Brassicales; Brassicaceae
Source: the annotation of a GenBank genome assembly